AUGGUGAGCGUGCUCUUUGUGUGUCUCGGCAACAUCUGCCGCAGCCCCGCGGCAGAGGCUGUGUUUAAGAGCAUUGUGGCGCGAAGCGAGAGCGCAGGUGUACCUUCGUUCCACAUCGACUCGUGCGGCACGGGCGGCGGCGACCCCGAUUGGUACCAAGAAGGUGGUACGUCGUACCACGAGGGCGAUAGGGCGGACUCGCGGAUGAUCAAAGAGGCCCAAAAACGGGGCUACACUAUGACGUCGCGCUCGCGACCGCUCACGAAAGAGGACGUUGAGGACGUGGACCACAUCAUCUGCAUGGACAAGCGCAACAAGACGGCGGUGCUGGAGGCGGCAGACGCCUGGGGCGGCGCCUCGUGUCGCCGUCUCGCAGCUUCCAAGAUCUCGAUGAUGACGAGCUACUGCACGACGUUUCAGAAUGUCGCAGGUGUUCCCGAUCCGUGGUACACUGGUGGCUUUGACCAUGUGUUGGAUCUGCUGGAAGACGCGUGUGAGGGACUAUACGGUGCCAUUGCGACGGAUCAGGAGACGUGUCAAUCAGCAGAGGGGCCGAAUGACAUUUCGGAAGGGAUUAAACUUGAACAACAUGCUGGAGAAAUGAUAAAAGCACUGCAAUUCGUGCAUCAAUUGAUGACAGACUUCCGCAACGGCUGGAAUUAG
Peronospora matthiolae is the source of this 663-nucleotide messenger RNA. Lineage: Eukaryota; Oomycota; Peronosporomycetes; Peronosporales; Peronosporaceae. The record is from the annotation of a GenBank genome assembly.